This is a messenger RNA of Cataglyphis hispanica, 1207 nucleotides long. RefSeq names its product spidroin-2-like. The transcript has 3 exons. The record is from RefSeq and is a predicted model, not a curated record. NCBI's taxonomy places the organism in Eukaryota, Metazoa, Arthropoda, Insecta, Hymenoptera, Formicidae. The coding region runs from base 1 to 927 and encodes 308 amino acids.
AUGAACAAGAGACCAACAUCGUCAACGGAUAUGAUUCGAAGGGAUCAAGCGGAGGCGCGGUCGCGGAGAUCCUGGGAGACGUAUAUAAAGUCUGCCGAAGUCGACUAUAGGCACAUUCAAGCAUUCCCGGUCGACACGAUGAAGACCCUUUUCAUCUCGCUUGCUCUAUGCGCCAUUGUUACCGCGGCUCCUCGUGAACGACGAGAAGCAAUCUUGAGCGGUCCCGGAUUUUACGGGGGUGGGCAUGGAGCUUAUGGGGGCCACGGAGCUUACGGUGCUCAUGGGGCUUACGGGGCUUACGGAGGUAUAGCGGGCUAUGGUGGACACGGAGUUUCUGUUGCCGGACCAUUGCUGGGAGCUACGAGCGUCGUGGGACCACACGUGGGUGCCACCGCCGUUUCCGCCCCGGCAACAGGACCGGCUCGAUUGUCCGGAUCAAUCGCUGGUCCAGCUCACGUAUCAGGCGCCGUGGCUGGUCCAGCUGUCGUGACCGCGUCAAUAGCUGGUCCUGCGCACGUGGAAGGCUACGGUGGUCCGUACGAUGGUGCUUAUGGUGGAGGUAAUUACGUUGGAGGUUACGGAGGAUACGCAGCUGCUAGUCCUGCUUACGGUUACGCAGGAUAUGCCGGUGGUCACGGAGGGCAUGGAGUGCUUGUAGCCGGACCGGCCAGCCACGGCACGGUCCUAGCCGGACCGGCCAGCCACGGUGCGGUUCUAGCCGGACCGGCUAGCCACGGCGCGGUUCUAGCCGGACCUGCCAGCCACGGCGCGGUUCUAGCCGGACCUCACUCCGGAAGCGCGGCUGUUUCUGGACCGCACGCUGGUUCGGUGGUGAUUGCCGGUCCUUCCGGUAAGAUCACGACUCACGGAAGUGGUUACGGUGCCGCUAUUCAUGCCGGACUCGGCCAUGGCCACGGCCACUGGUAAACACGCGUACAUAAAAUACAAAAAAAAAAAGAAAACGGAAGAAGAAUCGCCUUUCCAAAUUUCACGUCGUCGCGCAAAAGUAGAAUAUCGAUUUUUUCACGUCUUUUUUAAGGAAGCUUACAAGACAGUAAAUUAUAGAUAUUUAAAGUUGCUAUGUAACAUGACGACGCUCGUUACGCUUGAUACUAUUUCACGGUACGCUCAUAUACUUAUGUCCUCUGUGUGUAUGGAUGGAAUAAAUUUGCUUUCUUCUUUGAAAGGAGGCAUUUGUAAUAUAAAA